GCCCGCGGGUUGAAGAAAACGUACGCAUCGAGCGAGCCGUAUUGCGUCGCGUGUAACCAAACAAGGAAAAGCAAGAGCAUAGCCAAUAGAAGCAAAUGAAAAUAUUACCAACAAAAUAAAAUAAAUAGAAAUAAAAAUAUCAAAUCAAACACAGAAUUGCAAUUAAAAUAGAGCGUAAAUAAUAUCAAUAAUUUGACACUGGGCCAACGUAGUUUAACCGUUCGUGUUCAAACAGCGGCAACCAAAAUGUCUCCCCGAUUGCCUCGCAAAUGAGCAAACAAAUAUUUGAUUGUCAUACGUUGCCGCUGCUGCGACCGCUGCUACUGCGGAGCAGCGAGUACGAGACCGAUACCGAUACCGCUACCGAGUCCGAGUCUGAGACCGAGUCAGUAUUACAAACGGCGUCACAGUCAGAGACUUUCACACACCGUGCCGCUUUCCAAGCAGGGCGUGUGCUGCUGCAACAUCAACAUAAGCGACAGCAGCACCCGCAGCAACAUCCACACCACCAACACCUCAAUACCCUACAACAAAAUCAACAACAGCAGCAGCAGCCACAGCCGCAGCCACAGGAGCAUCUUUUGUGUGUGUGUCCCUAUCAAAAUCCGCAUCCGCAUCUACAUCCACAGCCACAUCCGCAUCAAGAAGCAUGUGCGCGCUCGUGUGUGAGUGUGUGUUUAAUUGAAAAGUCAUCGUCUUGGCACGGUCAAAUGCAACUCAAUGCGGCCGCCACAGAAAUCUCAGUAAACUAAACCGUCGAGUGUUGUCCAAUUCUUGUUUUCGUAAUCGCCGUCAUCAACGCUGUUGCCGUCGCCGUCAGGUCUGUCUCAGCCACUGAAUCACUGUCGCCGUCUCUGUUUCUGUCGCUGCCGCCGCCCACGACGUGUUGGCCGCUUGUCAGCAGGUCUCGAAUUUCAUUUCGUUUCCGGUUCCGUAGUUCGGUCGCUGGUUCGCUGUACUCGGUCCGUCUGUCCAACUGUCUGUCGGGCUGUUGUUACUGCUUUUUUUUUCCUGUGCGGCGCGUUGUCGGUCCCGCGUCUAUUGUUGUUGUUAAGCCGUUGUCUGCCUGACUUUGUGCGCAAAUUGAUGUCAGCAAUCCAUGCCAACGCCCAAGACUGCAAACAGGAAUUGUUCAAACCUGCGACAACCAAGUGCUGCCAGCAACAAGAAUAAAACAAAAAUAAUCAGAAUAAAUAAUAAUUACUACACAACCUAGAACUUAGCCCCAGGCGCCAGGAAUUUAAAAACAUGAUCAUGGAAUUGUCAUUAAUCAGGCACUAGAUAAGCAAACAGCCACGAUAAAAACGCAUAGCAACAACAACAGAGGUAUGUGGUAGUAACUGAAGGCAGAGAUCAAAAGCAAACGGAGCGGCAACACUUGGGGUCGUAGUAGUUGCAACAACUACGACAACUUGUAAAAAACUACCCCGUGAGAAGUUUGCGUGCUGCUUUUAAGCGGCACCAUUGCUUCCAUUAAAAUAGACGCCGCAGCGCAACAGCAACGCUGCCGUCGUCACAAUCAACGCCAGCGCCAGCAUCAUCCACAUCAUCGUCAUCGCAGACGACGACGGCGCAUCCAAUCAUCGGGAUUCGGCGUACUGGGCGAGGGUGUAAGCGUGGGCGUGGGCCAGUCCCUGGGCGUUGGAUUUAGCAGAUGCUGCCCGUUGCUGGCAGCUCAGCCCGUAGAAGACAGCAACAACGACGACGGCAUAGCGAUACCAGCCACAUCCACAUUCACAGGGGCAGCUGCACUGACGCAGCGGCAACCCAUCCAGCAGCAAGGACGAAGGCGGCAUUACGACAGCCAGUCACUUGUGGGCAAUGCAACGCUCUGCGCAGCAACGGGUUGGACCUGGCCUAAGAUGGGUAGCGUUCUUUUUGCAGCUGUCCUCAUAGCAUUACACUUUACGACCGGGUGCCUGGCCAACCCAGAUGCUAAACGUUUGUACGACGAUUUACUGAGCAACUACAAUCGACUCAUAAGACCUGUGGGUAACAACUCCGAUCGUCUGACGGUCAAAAUGGGUCUAAAACUGUCACAGUUAAUCGAUGUGAAUCUAAAAAAUCAAAUUAUGACUACCAACGUUUGGGUGGAGCAGGAGUGGAAUGACUACAAAUUAAAAUGGAAUCCUGACGAUUACGGCGGAGUGGAUACCCUGCAUGUGCCCUCCGAGCACAUAUGGCUGCCGGAUAUUGUGCUAUACAACAACGCCGAUGGUAACUAUGAAGUGACAAUAAUGACAAAAGCAAUUCUACAUCACACCGGCAAAGUGGUUUGGAAGCCUCCUGCCAUUUAUAAAUCCUUUUGUGAAAUUGAUGUCGAAUACUUUCCGUUUGACGAGCAAACAUGUUUCAUGAAGUUCGGCUCGUGGACAUACGAUGGUUACAUGGUUGACUUGCGACAUUUAAAGCAAACGGCCGACUCGGACAACAUUGAGGUGGGCAUCGAUCUGCAGGAUUACUAUAUCUCUGUGGAAUGGGAUAUCAUGCGUGUGCCGGCGGUGCGUAACGAAAAGUUCUACAGCUGCUGCGAGGAGCCCUACCUGGACAUUGUGUUCAACUUGACGCUGAGGCGGAAGACGCUCUUCUAUACAGUCAAUCUGAUCAUACCCUGUGUGGGCAUAUCGUUUCUGUCCGUGCUGGUGUUCUAUCUGCCUAGCGAUUCGGGCGAGAAGAUCUCACUUUGUAUCAGCAUUCUGCUCUCGUUGACUGUGUUUUUUCUGCUGCUGGCAGAGAUUAUACCGCCGACAUCUCUGACGGUGCCGCUGCUGGGCAAAUAUCUGCUCUUCACCAUGAUGCUGGUCACGCUCUCUGUCGUGGUAACAAUUGCGGUGCUAAACGUAAACUUUAGAUCGCCAGUGACGCAUCGCAUGGCACCUUGGGUGCAGCGCGUCUUUAUACGAAUCCUGCCGAAACUACUCUGCAUUGAGCGGCCCAAAAAGGAGGACCCCGAAGAUGAUCAGCCGCACGAGGUGCUCACAGAUGUCUAUCAUUUGCCGCCGGACGUGGACAAGUUUGUUAACUAUGACACAAAGCGUUUCAGCGGUGACUAUGGCAUACCAGUGCUCCCCGCAUCGCAUCGGUUCGAUUUGGCUGCGGCGGGCGGAAUUGCCGCCCAUUGUUUUGGUGACCCGCCGCUGCCCUCCUCACUGCCAUUGCCUGGCGCUGACGACGAUCUGUUCAGUCCAUCGGGUCUCAAUGGAGACAUCAGUCCGGACUGCUGUCCAGCAGCCGCGGCAGCCGCAGCCGCUGCGGCUGAUCUCAGUCCCACGUUUGAGAGGCCCUACGCACGAGAGAUGGAAAAGACCAUCGAAGGCUCGCGCUUCAUAGCGCAGCAUGUGAAAAACAAAGACAAGUUUGAAAGCGUUGAGGAGGAUUGGAAAUACGUAGCUAUGGUAUUGGAUCGUAUGUUUCUUUGGAUUUUCGCAAUCGCUUGCGUGGUCGGAACAGCGCUUAUUAUAUUGCAAGCGCCUAGUUUGUACGAUCAAUCGCAGCCGAUUGAUAUAUUAUAUUCGAAAAUUGCUAAAAAGAAAUUCGAGCUGCUCAAAAUGGGUAGUGAAAACUCCUUAUAACGUCCACUUGGGUUCGCAGCAGGCUGGUGGAAUUUAAUCAUCAGCUCGUUGCGAACCCUGUUCGCCGCACGCGACGAUGAUCGUGGAUAAUAUACAACGAGCCAAACCAUGAGCGUCUCAUCGGCGUUAUACAACACUAAGAGUAUCAGCACCAGUAUCAAUAUCAGCGUUGACAGUGUUAAUCCCAUAAUCGAUAUAGAUAGAAAUCGCGAAACGAUGACCAACUCAUGGAGCCCAUUGUAAGCAGCGGAGCGAAGCGAACAUUGGAAAUUGUGAAAGAAGAAAGAAACAAACAACGGUUGCGAGUUUUGGAGCAGUUGAUCAAAAUAUGUAUGUAAAGUAAUGCAACACAAGCACUGUAGAGUUGGAUAACGCUACGACGAAAAUAACUGGGUUGGAACAACAACUAUAACAUAUAUAUUUAUAUGACACUGACACGACCAGUGCAACUCCGCCAACGGCAUAGAAUCUAGUUAGUAAGUUUUUGAUGGAUGCAUGAUGAUUGUGUGAAUAAACAUACGUAUAUAUUAACGUAUGUGAGUGUUGGACGGUUGUGCAGUGAUGCAUGAUAUUGCAGCCAGUGUUGUAAAAAAAAA
Molecule: messenger RNA, 4168 nt
Organism: Drosophila virilis
Lineage: Eukaryota; Metazoa; Arthropoda; Insecta; Diptera; Drosophilidae
Gene: nAChRalpha1
Product: nicotinic acetylcholine receptor alpha1
Biological process (GO): signal transduction; monoatomic ion transmembrane transport; chemical synaptic transmission
Cellular component (GO): plasma membrane; postsynaptic membrane; synapse
Molecular function (GO): acetylcholine-gated monoatomic cation-selective channel activity; transmembrane signaling receptor activity
Source: RefSeq, a predicted model, not a curated record